CGCUCUGCUGUAUUACAAGGGGACUCCAGCUAUUACCCUGAUUUCAGCAGAUGAGAGCGUGAGAUUGCCACGUGAUUCUGGUCGCCAAUGUGCUCGUGCAGCACACCGAGCAUCAUGGCUGCGGAUGCUGCGGCUACUUGUUCUCCGGUCCGCAUCCCGCCGCCCCGUUUCCUGUCCCUUCUGCUGAUUCUUGUCACUUAUUUCCCCGCCACUGCUCUCGGACUGCUCGGUGUCCGCCCAGAGGAGACGGGAGGAGAGCUGUCCGUGGAGGACGGGGUGCUGAAGGCCACCGAAGGGACGCGGUUUAUGCUGCGUGUGUACUAUGCAGCAUCUCAGCCCAGGAUCAACAGAACUGUGAGCGGCAGAACCAACGCGGCCACAGCACCGUGGAUCGCUUUCAUUGAGGAGCCCAGUCCGGGAAGAGAGGGGCAGGUCCACCCGAAACGAAACUUGUGCAUGGACAAGAACGCCAGGACUUCCGAUAUUGAACUACUGGGCUCCUUCAAAUCCGCCUCCAGCCAAAACUCGGUCUUAGUGGAACUUCUCGCCAAGGACCUUCGCAGAGGUGAGAAAAUCAAAUAUUAUUCUAUGUGUGCCUUUGAUGGGGCAAAGUGGGAGCACUUUAGAACUAGAGAUUUCUGGCUUGCUGUGGUAGAGCGAUCCCCGGAACCUGACCUUUGGCUGCAAGUGCUUAUUUCGGUGGUGCUGCUGGGGCUUUCGGCGUUGUUCAGUGGGCUCAACCUGAGUUUGCUCUCGCUCGAUCCAGUGGAGCUCCAGGUGCUACAGAACAGCGGCACUGACAAGGAGCAGAAGUACGCGCGCAGGAUCGAAUCCGUCCGUAAACACGGAAACUAUGUACUUUGCACCUUGCUGCUGGGUAAUGCGCUCAUCAAUGCUUGCUUAGCGGUCUGGAUGUGUCAGAUUCUUGGCAUGACUUGGCUUUCCACUGCAAUCUGCACUUUCUGCAUAUUCUUCAUAGGGGAAAUCCUACCGCACUCUGUGGCGUCCAGGCACGGGCUAGCAAUCGCCUCCAAAACCAUCUGGGUGACUAGGCUUUUGAUGGUAUUAUCGUUCCCCAUCUCAUACCCCAUCAGCAAGCUGCUAGACACAAUUCUUCACCAAGAAAUCAGUAACUUUUACACCCGGGAGAAAUUACUGGAGAUGCUGCGAGUAACCGACCCAUACCACGACCUGGUGAAAGAGGAGCUCAACAUCAUACAGGGAGCUUUAGAACUUAGGACCAAGACCGUGGAAGACGUGCUAACCCCUCUGAACGACUGCUUCAUGCUGGCCUCCGACGCUGUAUUGGAUUUUAACACCAUGUCCGAAAUUAUGCAGAGCGGGUACACCCGAAUCCCCGUGUUCGAGAACGAGAGGUCCAACAUCGUGGAUAUCCUGUUCGUCAAAGAUUUGGCCUUUGUCGACCCCGACGAUUGCACCCAUCUAAAAACCAUCACACAGUUCUACAAACACCCCAUGCACUGCGUUUUCAACGACACCAAAUUAGAUGCCAUGCUUGAAGAAUUCAAAAAAGGUAAAUCUCACCUGGCCAUCGUUCAGAGGGUGAACAACGAGGGCGAGGGCGACCCCUUCUACGAGGUCAUGGGCAUCGUCACUCUGGAGGACGUCAUCGAGGAGAUCAUCAAGUCCGAGAUCCUGGACGAGACCGACCUGUACACGGACAACCGCACCAAGAGGAGGGUGUCGCACCACGAGAGGAAGCAGCAGGACUUCUCCAUCUUUAAGCUGUCGGAGAACGAGAUGAAGGUGAAGAUCUCACCUCAGCUGCUCCUCGCCACUCACCGCUUCCUGUCCACAGAGGUGGAGCCUUUCAAGCCCGCCCACCUGUCUGAGAAGAUCCUGCUGAGGCUGCUGAAGCACCCCAGCGUGGUGCAGGACCUCAAGUUCGACGAGAAGAACAAGCGGGCGGCGCAGCAUUUCCUGUUCGUACGCAACAAGCCGGUGGAUUACUUUGUCCUGGUGCUUCAGGGGCGCGUGGAGGUGGAGUUCGGGAAGGAGGCCCUGCGGUUCGAGAACGGGGCGUUCGCUUACUACGGCGUCCCCGCCAUCAUGCCCUCCCUCUCCUCAGUCAACAGAUCCCCCUCCCGCAGCAGUGGACUCAACCGCUCCGACUCCAUGCUCUACGGGGGGAGCAUGAGCCAGCUGAACGCCACUAACAGUGCCUACCUGCCUGAUUACUCCGUUCGCCAGCUUACCGACCUGCAGAUCAUCAAGAUCACCCGGAGUCACUACCAGAAUGCCCUGACGGCCACCAGGAUGGACAGCUCCCCGCAGACACCCGACGCGGACGCCCAGAUUAACGAGGACAGCACCCCGGACCCGGAGGCGCCCGCGGCCGAGGGCCACACCCCCCUCCCGCAGAGGGAGCCCCGCCCCAGCUCCGCCCGCUCCCGCCCCCAGCAGUCCAGCGUUCCGCACAGCACCACGGUCCUCAACGAGAAGAACCGCAUCGUCCGCAGCAAGUCAGACGGGCAGAAAAGCCCCAGUGACUCGGUGUUUCUGCGAAUGGAUGAGAUCCCGUACAUCCGAGAAGAUCGGCCCGAAGGUGAAGGAGAAAAUGACACCAUUGCUGUUCCCAUGGAGACGGAAGCUCCCUCCCCCUUCAUCAGCACUCUGUCCUUGAGUGGAUCGGAGGAGACGCUAGGAAAGAAGCUGCUCCUCAAACUGAGCCAUAAGAAGAGGAAAAGAUCACGGGAUGGGGAAAGGACUCCAGAUGACAACUCAGAACAGCCCCUGGUGAAGACCUAGCAGGACGUCCUGUGGGUGGAAAGGGGGGGGAGGGAGGGGGGGGGGUGUGGAAGAAUAGAUUUUUUUUACAUAGAAUAAUAUCAACAAGACUUUCUUAGAGGCUCCAGUUGCUGGUUGACUGCUGGCAUAAAAAGUAUGAAAGAAAUAAAUUAUAUAUAUUCACAUACAUAUAAAUACUACAUAUAUAUAUAUAGAUACACACACAGAGACAGGUGACAAAUUAAAGGGAAAACCUGAAUAAAUAAGUAGAGAAACAACAAAUGCAGAUUUUUCCAUACAGGUGUACUGCAUGAUACAAGCAAUUAACAUCCUAUCAUGCUCUGUGGCAUGUAUAAAAAUGCUGAGCAGGCCCAGUUGAUCUAAAUUAUGGAUCAAGAUGGAAAGAGGAAAAGAUGUAAGUGACUUACGACUUAAGACUUAAGUGACUUAAAUUCAUUAUUGGUUCAACACCUAACACUUUAUGUUGGUUUUGCCUUUGAUUUGUCAUCUGUCUGUAUAUAUAUGGGUUUGUCUGUGCCACACAACUGACAGUCACAGACAGAAACAAUUUUCAUUUGCUGCAUUUACCACAUAGGUAUUUUUAGUUAGUUUGGAAAUGUUAGUGAUGAAUUUAGAAGGUUUAGGGUGGGAGGACUUAGGUGGAUGUGCAGGUGCAUGCCUGAAUACAUCUAAUCGCCCGAGAAAAUAUUGAAUCAAUCCUGUAAUUCAAGGAAACGGUUUUUUUUUUGUUUUUUGUUUUUUUGUCAUGUAACAUAUGUAAGUGCAACAGUGUUAACAUGUAGCUAGUGCUGGAGAACAUAAAUGGUUGUCAUAGCUGUGGUGACCGGACACAGGGUGAGAACUGUGUCCACUGGGAACUUCAUUGGCGAUUCUGACUAAGAGACCAGCCCUGAGGGACAGGAGAACAAAAGUCCCAAAAAUGGAAAUUUCGGGAGUCAUGCGCGCUGAGCUGGGCUCGGGGCGAAGCGGCUUGAAUGUAGAUUAGCAGCAGAUCUCUGCAGCUGCGAGUGCUGAAGGAAGUGGGACAGAACUGUGGGACUGGUGGGAGGGGGGGGGCUGUUAACAGGCAGCUAUUUUACAUAUAUAAGGGGUCAGCAAUAUUGCUGCUGGAGCAGUGCUGUCGUACGAGUCUGGUCUUUUCUGAUGAUAAAAUAAUGCCAGCUUGGGCUUUAUUUUCAUUACCUGUGCUAAUUAAUAACAACAAAUCCAGUCACAUGAUCAAGGGUUUAACUUUUGCACGCCACGUGAGGAUUCUGGGAAGUUUGAGAAUCACACUGCUGCUCUCCAGUAGAUGAGAAGGAGAUUUCCCCAUGCUGGGAGCAAUGCUUGUUUGCAGUCACCAAUGCUGACACCAUACCUGGUGGUAUUAAACCAUAGCCACUCAAACAUACGACAGUCAACAGUCAACCAGAGGCAACUGACUUCAUGUGACCAGAUGUUAAUGGCGAUACACUUAAUUCAAAAUGGUUUCAAGGUCCUCCCCAGGUGGUCUUUGGAAGAGACAGGACGACCUGGAGAGCACACAGAACCUCUGAGCCUAUCAAACCAGAGGCCAAGGAAAGACCUUGUUCCACACUUUUCUGUUCAUCUCAAAUUCAUCACUUACGGCAGGUAAAAUCAUGUUGUCUCAAUUUUUCAUUAACAUUACAGCAGAUAUAUAUUUUUCCUUGACAGUAAUAUAAUGUAUGUCAUAGCCUAUAUCUGAACAAAAAGCCAUAAGCUUGAAUGGAAUUCAAAAUUUCUUACAGCCAGUUCUGUUCUCAGACUUAACAGCAGUCAAAAUGUAAUGAGGCACAAAUAACAUGUAUGUGCCAAAACUGAAUAAAAGUAAAAAUAUCUCAGGAGCUCUCUGGCAAUUUAAGACGUAUGAUGAUGCAGACCGAGAUUGAUAUGGAUUGAUUACCGAUUUAUUAACCAAAUAACUGGAUCCACUUUUCUCACAUAGGUGAGAGGAAAAGCAGUUUCACUCUGAUUGGAGGGCCAUCUUCCCUGAAUGAUGACCUCACAGUAGGGUGAUCUAGACAGGCAAUGCCCUCAUCCACACCCUUAUCACAGUGCAGCUACACUUCCACCCUACUCCGUCUUCUUGGUCCACCCUCACCUACCACUCGCUAAUUCAGGAGAACCUUGAACUUUGACCUCUCUUCAGCAAUGAGGCAGUUCUUUAGACUCUCAGAGAAAAAGGUGGCAGUGCUCAGCAUUAGCCUACAUCAUCAUUGUGAGACAUAAACAAAUCAGCUGACCUCUGCCAAGAAGCCAUCAGGGAGGAUGACACAUUUUGGUAUGUGAGACUGGACAUUGCGGGUUGGGGGGUUGUGGUUUUAUAUAUUCUCCUGAACAUAUCCACCCUCGUUCACAAAGGUCCCUUAAGCCAUAAGGUGCACCUUAUACGUUGUUCACUAUUAGCCACAGCAGGAAAUGGAACCAAAGAUUUGAACAAUAAUAAUUUUGUUCUACAUGAUGACCUACUACAGAUAUAAUCAGACGUUCUGUAAAACAUCAAGGUUUGCUGAUAAUUGCUAUUUUGUGUCUCUUGUUCAUUGUUUUAUUUAGCCAUGGUUCUCAAGUUUUCAGCCCUAAGUUCUAAAGCUGUUUUUUGUUUUCGAUUUUGGGGUUGGGGUGUUUGUUACCCUCUUCGGGCAUUAAGAGAUCGUGCUGAAGGAGGGGGUGCUGUUUUGCUGUCGAGGUACGGGAAUGCCAAGCCAAUUGAACUGGGCCUCCGUUUUCUGCAUGCUUUGAGUACAGAUAAGCAUGAUGUAGGAACUCUUUGUGACUAGGGCAAAUCAGGCCACUCAACUUUGGGGAA
This is a messenger RNA of Anguilla rostrata (American eel), 5575 nucleotides long. Its product is annotated as metal transporter CNNM1. Gene Ontology annotation, molecular function: transmembrane transporter activity. The transcript has 10 exons. Bases 88 to 2769 code for a protein of 893 amino acids. Gene Ontology annotation, biological process: intracellular manganese ion homeostasis; magnesium ion homeostasis; transport. The record is from RefSeq and is a predicted model, not a curated record. Gene Ontology annotation, cellular component: plasma membrane; cytoplasm. NCBI's taxonomy places the organism in Eukaryota, Metazoa, Chordata, Actinopteri, Anguilliformes, Anguillidae.